This is a messenger RNA of Rhizophagus irregularis DAOM 181602=DAOM 197198, 1020 nucleotides long. RefSeq lists its product as uncharacterized. The record is from RefSeq and is a predicted model, not a curated record. NCBI's taxonomy places the organism in Eukaryota, Fungi, Glomeromycota, Glomeromycetes, Glomerales, Glomeraceae.
GUUUUCUCCCAGCCGAGGUCACCUCUUCAAUUCUUACAGUUUAAUUAAACAUAAGCAUGCGAAAAUAUGUGACUCUCUUUGGACGUACCGGAUGUGGCAAGUCUUCUAUUGCUAACAUGCUGGUUCAAGGAGACAUACAGUAUAUCGGAAUAAUAAUAAGUUCACAAUUGGACACGGUGCUGACGGAGAAACUGUUCGUGUAAGGAGUUACUUUACAGAAAAGUAUCAAGUGUUUGAUAUGGUCGGAUUGGGUGAACCAUCAUCUCAUCUUGUUUCACAUAAAAAGGCUGUUAAAACGGUAAGAAAUUAUUUUUCGGAUCAUCAGUUACUCCUUAACUAUAUAUUUUAUGUUCGGAGAAAAGGAAGAAUUACUGAGGAAGAUGUUAAGAUGUUCAAAUUAUUCAAAGAGACCUUUAAAGGAGGAGAAAAGAAUUUUAUUAUCAUCAUUACUCAUAGUAAGCCGGGAUGGAUUACGGAUAAUUUGGAAAUAAUAAGGAAAAAUUUUGGAAAUUAUCCAAUUAUUUCGGUUGAUUUUCCUUUGACUGAUGAAGAUGAAGAUGACAUUAUCGCUAGCGAUAAGAGAAAAAGGGUUCUCAGCUCGACCCAGAUAAUUGAGAAAAAAGUAUCAGAAAUUGUUAGCAUUAUUCCAAUUGCUGGUUCACUGUAUCAGCUGAUUGCUUCCGGUGUUUAUUAUAAAUUAGGAAAACCAAAACACGCACUUAUAGGUGGAAUUAUUGGCGUUACUUUAGAUGUUGUAGGCAUGGCAGUCGCUAGACCUUGGAGAGCUGGUAAAUGUGCACCAAAGCCGUUAAUUAAAGACGCAGCUGAACAGCGCAUUUAAGAAAAUAAAAGGAUAAAAGGAUAUAUAACAAAGUCAGAAUAAAAUAAUAAUUUUUUUUUUCACUUUAAAUUUUAGUAUAUAAAGUAUUUUUUGUAGUUUUGUAGUUUUUAAAGUCCUAAUAAGCCAAAUUUAAGCCUUUGUAUAGGACAAAUUAUUUUGUAUUAAAAAAAGUUGUGCGA